AUGAUAUCAUACGUGGAUGAUGUCACCUUCUUCUGCCAGCACCAUCACAUUGAUCAGGCCGCGCAGGUCCUCUCGGAGUCUAUGCCUGAUGUCGUGGACUUCUACAUUCAUCACGGGUUGACCAAGUCGGCAGCCAAGUCGUACGUCACUGUUUUUACGCUGGACCCGAUAGAGUUUAAUCGCCACCCGGCUAUCAUCGUCAACGGUGAAUCCGCUCUUCACGAUCGCAAACCAUGA
Molecule: messenger RNA, 237 nt
Organism: Dibothriocephalus latus
Lineage: Eukaryota; Metazoa; Platyhelminthes; Cestoda; Diphyllobothriidea; Diphyllobothriidae
Source: the annotation of a GenBank genome assembly